Messenger RNA from Ostertagia ostertagi, 468 nucleotides. The record is from the annotation of a GenBank genome assembly. NCBI's taxonomy places the organism in Eukaryota, Metazoa, Nematoda, Chromadorea, Rhabditida, Trichostrongylidae.
AUGGCGGAGGAUUUGAAGAAGAUAAAGAAGAAGAAAAACAAGUUCAAAAAAGGCGCCGAUCAAGCCAAUUCCAACGAGUUGAAGCCGAAAAAGAAAGAGUUUACGGUGUCUCCGAAUCCAGGGAGUAGCGGCAAAAAACACAAGGCGGACGGUUUGAAUCAACCAUUGGUGAAGCAUCACGAGGGUCAGAAAUGGUACAGCUAUCAGGUAAACGAAGUAAUCGAUGAUCCUAUCAAUGACACUCUUGGGACUGCAGAUUUGCUAGCUUUAGAGGAAGAGGCUGACGUUCUUCUCAAAACUGAUGUUGAUCUUUACAACCAACAUGUGCGAACCCAAGGAGGAUCUGAAGCCUCUUGGUUACUCUCAGUUAUCAAAAAGGGUACCGCUAGCGAUCCGGAUGACCGCUAUGCAACUUCAGCGCCCCUUGAAGAGAAUUGGGGAGAUUUGUUCCAACAGCAAGGACGGUAG